GCAGGCCGGGAUACAGGAGGAGCGGUCAGCUGGUGGAUUGGUGACGUGUGCGGCUCUGACACCAUGGCUGACGGGAGCCGACAGGCCAAGCUGGCGGCCGCCAAGAAGAAGUUAAAGGAAUUCCAGCAGAAGAAGACUUCACCGGCUCCAGGAGCCAGAAGGAAGAGAAGGACAAAAGAUGAUGGAACUGAAACAGCAACAGCUCCCGCAGAGAAUGACCAAGAAAAUUGUGAGAUGCCCCUGCAGAACAUUCUGAAGGCGCUGGUUGCAGACUGCAGUAAGUCCAAUGGGGUAUCUCUUCCUUCAUUGGACAGGCUAAAGGCUUGCUUGGAGAAUGACAUUGAUAAACUUGGUAGUGAACAGAAGGUUGACGAGACUACAAUUGCUCAUAUCGACACCUCCAGCAGCGGCUUGCCAAAUACAACAAUUGUAACACCACAUGCAAGACAGAAUGAAACACUCAACCAGAUGUUACAUCCAACUGGACAUGAAGACCAAAGUGAAGAAGGCAGGGGUGUCUCUUCCACAGAAAGCCUUCGACAGUUGUCUGCUCAGUUAAAUGGUUUGGUGACUCAGACAACUUACGUGAAUGGUGAAACUGGAGUUUGUACCAUCAACCCUAAAGAACUGGAGACACGAAACCAAGAGCUGACUGUAGCCCUUGACUCCAGCAAUUUAUCAAAUAAAGAAUUAUGUGCAAAGAUAGAGGAAUUGAAACAACACAACAAAGACCUCAGUGGUCAGCUGGAGAAGGAAAAGAGAGAUUCUGAACAGAAGUAUUUCAAGGAGCAAGUGUCUAUGAGAGAACAGCUACAAGUUCACAUCCAGACCAUUGGAAUUUUGGUAUCUGAGAAAUCGGAGCUUCAGACAGCUUUGGUUCACACACAGCAGGCAGCAAGGCUUAAAUCAGGUGAAGUGGAAGACCUAAGUAACAAGUUGCAGUCAUCGCGGCAAAGAGUGGCAGAACUGGAACGAACACUGUCCUCCGUCUCAUCCCAACAGAAACAGUCUGACAAAAUAAGCAAAGAGCUUGAAAAAGAGCGAGAGAAUCUUAAACAGGAAGUCUAUAGACUAAAUAAAAUGAGUGAAGAGGUAAAACAACAGAACUCUGAGCUCUCAGAACAACUGCGGUCCAGGGUAUUAGAAAAUGACACAAUGAAAAAUAAUAUUGAAGAUCUGCACAAGAAACUGGAAAUGGCUGAGCUGAUGGUUCAACAGUUCUCAGAUCAGUCGGGGUUGCCAGAUGUUAAUCAGCAACUACAUCUGGUUCUUGAGGAAAAAACUCAUUUAGAGGCACAGUUGAUGCAAGUGUCAGAGUCGUUACGGCUACUUCUUGCCGAAAGAGAUCAGUACGCUCAGAAACUACAGGAGGAAGGCAGUGUCUGGCAAGAGAAAGUUCAACAGCUUGCAGCACAAGUGAAUGCACUUUCAGAGGAGAAAAAACAAAAUCUCAAGCAAAUGCAGGAUCUAGAAGCAUCAUUGACUGACCUUAAGAGUAGAUCAGAAAUACAUUGUGAGGUCAGUGAAAGCCAGACCACACCACAGCCCGAAGGCCCCACAGAGCAAGAGAGAUUGCUGGAGGAGAAUGUUAAACAGCUGCAACGAGAGAAGGAGGAGUUGUACACUCAAUACCAGGCACAGGUGUGUGACAAUGAGCAGCUGAGUCGUUUGAACCAAGAGCAAGAAGAGAGACUGCAGGAACUGGAACGGACGGUAGAGCGCUACAAUGAUGAUUCUGUGGACCGGAAGCAACUGCUGGAAAAUAUGCAGAAUGACAAAGCUACGAUAAGCAGGGCGCUAACACAAAAUCGUGACCUCAAGGAACAGCUAGCGGAACUUCAAAAUGGAUUUGUCAAACUUACCAACGAGAAUAUGGAACUUACCAGCGCCUUACAGUCAGAGCAGCAUGUAAAAAAGGAGGUGGCUCGGAGGAUUGGAGAGUUGCAAGAAGAUGUAAUGGAUUUGAAAGAAAAGCUUGAACUGAAGUCGCAGGAAGCUCAGGCCUUGCUGGGUCAGAGGGAUCAAUUUUACACUCAUCUACAACAGUACACGGCAGCCUAUCAGCAGCUGGUGGCUGAGCGAGAGGAGCUGCAAAAACAGAAUCUGCUGCAGACACAUCUCAUGGACAGGCUGCAGCAUGAUGAAGUGCAAGGGAAAGUCCACAUUGAAUUGAACCAGAAGGACCUUAUGAUGACAAAGGAGCAGUUGGAACAGUUGAACAAGGAAAAUGAAGAACUAAAGGCACAGAUCAGCACAUUGACAGCAGAACUGAAUGAGAUCAGCCCACAGCUGAGAGUUGAAGGUGAUGGAGUGGAAAGUGAUGGUGUUCUGCCAGAUAGAAUUCAGAGACCCCAUAUUACAAUACCCGAAGAACUGGAAAAUAAAGAAGAAAUGGUUGAUUUCCUGAAAUCAGCACUAAGCCAACUGCAACAGGAAAGAGAUCAACUCACUCUGCAGUUCUUAGAUCAGAAGCAGCAGCAUCAGAUCCUACUGCAACAAAUGUAUGCCCUAACGCACAAGCACAACGAUUCCAGAGGAGCUACAGAAGCAGAGAGUGAUGCAGACACAGUGCCAGCAGAGGUGCAUGAGGCUUUGAAAGCUGCUAUGGACCAGCUGCAGGUUCGAUUCACAACCUUGAUGCAGGAGAAGGUAGAUCUAAAGGAACGAGUGGAAGAGCUGGAGCAUCGCUGUGUGCAGUUGUCUGGGGAAACCGAUACUAUAGGCGAAUAUAUUGCACUUUACCAGAGUCAGAGAGCCAUUCUUAAACAGAGGCACACAGAAAAAGAAGAGUACAUCAGCAGGUUGGCUCAGGAUAAGGAAGAAAUGAAGAUGAAGUUGGCAGAAUUACAACAGCUGGUGUUGAGGUUGGUGGGAGAAAGGAAUGAAUGGUACAAUAAAUAUGUCAGUUCCACAAAGCUGUCAACGCACCCAUUGGCAGAUGAAGCACUGCACCAGGAUUUACUGGAUGAAGGAUUGGAGUUAACUUCCACACGUACAGAAGAACUACAAGACAUCAGCUUGGCAGAUGAUACAGAAUCUCCAGCAAUUUCACUGAGCACCCAUCCAUCCAGCACAGUCCCUGUUCUAAAAGAAAACUUGUCCUCUGAGGACCACACUACUAAACAGAUCAUGCAACUUCUUGAAGAAAUCCAGAACCCGCAGGCCAGACAGAGCUCAUCCCUGAACUAUUCCACCAGUAUUCCCUUCUUUUACAGGCCUGAUGAAAAUGGCGAAGUGAAAAUUGUAAUCGUCUAGAGAUGCUUUUAAGCACAGGGAAUAUAAUAUUUUGAUUUUGUGGGAGAGGUUUGUAAAUUGGUGGAGAUUUAAAUAAAAAAAGUGAUAAUAUGGCAGAAUGCGAGAAAUGAGACCAGAGGCCAUGGUUCUACAAAGCAACAGUGUUAAUCUCGCAUGUUCUCUUAUAGUGGUACAUCAGACAGAUUGCUAUAGUUCUAUACUGAGUUCAUGAAUUUCAGUAAAUAGUUGCUAUGAGACCCUACAAACAAUCAUUUAGAUUACAAAAUUCUAAAAAUCGUACUUAAAUAAUUCCCCUUCCCUGCACCUAAGAUACAAAUUCUUAUAAUUCUCAAGUAAAAUAGGUAGGGUUGUCCCAAUCAGUAGCCAUUUGACCUGUUUGCAAUUGUAGACUAAUUACAUUGUAUCCUCAAGACUCUUUGGAAACUCAGUGCAUUUCUUGUUACAACCAGAAAGCGAUAGGGAAUUGUGAAAAUAUAAUAAAUCUGAAAUAGAUUUGUCCGGCCAUUUUAUAUAUUAAGAAUUUAGAAGAAAAACAGUUUAUUUUUUUAAGCUGCUGAAAAAAUAGUACUUUUUACUUUACAAAUGCAUUUUGUAGAACUAUCCCAAUGGCUAGCAGGUAAAAGCAUUGCCAUAUGUGUGGAAUUAAUCCCAUCUAGACCAAAGGCUGCCAGGUUUGAUCUUGCUAUUGCUGAUAUCAGCUAGAGAAGCCACCAGUGUUGCUGCAUGUACCUCUUUGCACCUCAGUAGGGAUUGGGAAGAAGAGGGAGGAAAGAAUGUUCAGCCAGGAUUGUUUCUUCUGAUCGCUGCCAGAGGGUGUGACUACAGGGUUGUCAGGCAAAGACGGUGACUGACUUAGCCUCGGCAAAAUUGUCUCCUGACUCUCAUUGCCCCAGUCUCAUACGUGAAGAAUGCAACAACUGAUGAGGUUCCAGAGGGCUAUUAUCACCCUUCGAACCACAGGAAGGGGAGGUGGGGGUAUUAUUAGGGGAAAAUAAAUGCAUUUCUAAAGAAGGUAUUGAGUUGAAGUAGAAGUCGAUAACAUAUACUUUUCAGGAGAGCUAACAGAUCUGUUUUCCUUUUCACUGUACAUCCUCAGUGGUCUAUAACUGAGUGCACCACAAAAAUAAAUUAUAUGCUGCAUGUUUCAUGCUGCAGUUUUUAAGAAAGGAACAUCUAAGUUCAGAAAUGUAACAGGGUUGUUAAGAAUGUGCCUGAAUGAGCAUAGCAAGUUGAGAAUGCGUAUUGAUAAUUAUUCUUUACUUUGGGACAGAACACUAAAUCAAUACCAACGCAAUGUGGAGCCUUCAUUCAAAAAAGCACCUUUUGCUUAAAGGGACUUCAACCAUUUAGUCAGUACCAACGGCCAGAUACCUCAACAGCAACUGCUGCUUGCUAACUGGGGCUUCUGUUUGAGCAGGUGAAAUAUUUGCUGCUAUCCUUUUUACUCCAAACCUAUCUCUAACUUGCCAAUAUUCAGUUUUCUUCCAGCUUUACUGAAUUCUGCAUCAUGUGAAGAAAAUAUUAUCCUGCAGUUUUAUUUUAUUGCUCUGGUUUUAAUGAGGUGUAGACUAGUGAAUGUAAUAUAAAUGAGAGGAAAAUACCAGUCACACACUAAACCUCAGUGAUUGUAUGACAGGUUUUACAUAUAACUGAAAUGGAAUGUACCCCAUAAACAAAUCAGUAAAUAAAUUCUGCAAACUCCUGAGCAGCUGGGAGUUCUGAUUUCGAUGGAGGAUAUACUUUCAUUCCCUACUGCCGAACAGUUCUUUUAAUUCCUCAAUAUUUUAAUGAUUCACCUUCUGGUCCUUAAGCAAUUCCAUUUCACCCUCUCAGUUAAUUAAGUAUUAGGAGAAUGGAAGCACUUGGACUUCGACUGGUUACCUGCACGUGAGCAGAGUGUGGCGAAGUGAUUGUAUGUGGACGGAUUUUGAAGUGUGUUUGGUUGCCUGUGAACGAUUAAAGUGUAAUGUUGUGCUAUGGUUGGUUACCUAUACAUGGGUAGAAGGUGAAGAUUUAUGCGUCUGGUUAAACGUUACUGAAAGAUAGAAAAUAUGGAUUUUUUUUAAAAGUACAUUCUCUUUAAUAGUUGAUUGUGUUUGGAAAAUGAUUUGGCUAAACAUGGUGAUAUGAGGUUGGUGAGCAGGGAAGAGAGAUCGAGUGCCAAUUUAAAUGCAUGGUUUAGAAGUUACUUUGGUGAAAAUAUUGUCUAUCUAAAGUAUUCCAACAGACUGAGACUUGUGGGUGGGGGCUGUACACUGGCUAUCCUUACUGCCUUGGUAUGAAAUACCAUCACCAAUUCUGUAGUUGCUUUAUGCUGAUCCCCAAGCUUUGGGUUUUCUACUUCAUGUGAAAGUGUCACCCUGAGCCAGUGAUGGAUGCAUGAGCUCUUCUGUGUACUACAUUGAAUUCAGUUUAAUGGUAAUCAGAGCAGUGGCUAAAUUUUGAACAUCUUGAGAACGAAGAAUAUUUAAUGAAGCCUCCUUAGUUAAGGAAGUUUUCCUUAAGUCAGGAUUCCAAAUUUGACUGUUCAUUUUUCCAGCUGAUUUAUUAGUUAUUUUCAUUUUACGAAGCUGAGUCCCCAUUUCUUUUUAAUAAAAACACCCCUUGGAGCACAACAGUAAAUGUGAUGGUGGUGUGCUAUUGUUUUAAUGGUUGAUAUUCCCAGUGGAGGUUGGGAAAAGUUGCUUUUGGUUUACUGUUGCACAUUGUUGCAAAGUGAGGGAGGCAAAAGCAAAAGGCCACAAGACUCAACUUGUUUCUGGAACACAGUUAUGUUCGGAGUUGCCAUACUGUAUAAAAUAAAAUUAAAGACAAAGAUUGAUAUAAAGCCUUGCAUUGCAAGGAACAAAUAAUUCUGUAAAUAGUGUAUGUGUGUAACAUUUUGUAAAUUCAUUGCGAAGGAGAGAAGGGCAGCAAUUUAAUCUGUUGCUCAUGAUGUAUAUCCAUAACUUGAAUCUAAUUAAAAGGAAGCGGGGGAUAUGAUUUCAGUAUAUUGCGGUAUUUAUUUGGGGAUGAAGAAUACAUUUUAAAGAAUGAGACGAGAAACACAUAGAAAAAAAAUUGUCUGCAUUAUAAUACUGAUGUGGUCCUGUUAGACUUUCUUGUAUAAAUAAAUUGAUUCAAUAAAUUGCACUC
Molecule: messenger RNA, 6390 nt
Organism: Pristis pectinata (smalltooth sawfish)
Lineage: Eukaryota; Metazoa; Chordata; Chondrichthyes; Rhinopristiformes; Pristidae
Gene: golga2
Product: golgin A2
Exons: 29
Coding region: 64-3255 (1063 amino acids)
Biological process (GO): Golgi organization
Cellular component (GO): Golgi cis cisterna; Golgi apparatus; Golgi cisterna membrane
Molecular function (GO): protein binding
Source: RefSeq, a predicted model, not a curated record